AUGUCAAUGGUUUGGAUUGCUCUGAAGAAUUCGUUGGAUUGCCGAAAGUUACAACUCCCAUCGGAUGUGCAUGAUCCAGAAGCCGAUGGUAAUCCGAGCACUUCGGAAAAAAGGCCAGGCAGGUCUAGGUGUCUAGGAUCCAUAUCAAAUCUGAGAGAGAAGCCACUAGGUUGCAGUGCAAGGACAGCAUGGAGCAGUGAAUCCCUCAACCCUGUGACCCAUAAAAUAGUCCUUGACGACCCAACAACAUGUGAAACUAAAACUGGUCCGCUUUGUGUUUCCCAUAAAGAUAGAGACAGAGGAAGGGAUAUUGGUCCAACUUUUGUGGGUAACCUAAGACCAUGGACCACUGACCAUAGCCAUAGGGUGCCCCAUUUUAAGCCUAGCGGGCCUACUUCCUCCAUUAGGACCCAUGGUGGUUCUAUUAUCUUUGAUGAUGGUUGUGGUGGUGGUAUUCAUAUAUGUUCAAAGAUUAGGAGAUCAAAUGAGACAGAUUAUAAUGGUUCUUCAACUUUAAUUUGCCAAAUGUGUGGGGAGAAAUUCAGAAAAUUGGAUGCUAUUGAAGGACACCGUCUUUCCAAGCAUGCAGUAAUUGAACUAGGUGAAGGAGACUUAUCUAGGAAGAUUGUAGAAAAAAUCUGCCAAAAGAGUUGGUUAAAGACAGAGAACAACUGCAGACGCAUGGAGAGGGUCUUGAAGGUCCAAAACAUGCCAAAAAAUGUGUCCUGCUUUGAAGAACAUAGAGAAACAAUGAAGAUCAAAGCUAGCAGACUACCCAAAAGGCAUCCACGCUGCCUGGUCGACGGGAAUGAGCUUUUAAUGUUCUACGGCACAACCGUUGUGUGCUCUCUUGGCAUGAAUAAGGACUCUUGUAGCCUGUGCACUUUGGAUAACUGUGGCGUAUGUCAAGUUUUAAGACAUGGAUUCUUCGCUAAGAAGGAAUGCAAUGGCGGGUUAGGUGUUUUUACAACUUCCAGCAGUGAAAGAGCAUUAGAAUCUAUUGAGACAGAUGAAGCAGAUCGGUCUGUAAGGAAGGCUUUAAUGGUGUGCAGAGUAGUGGCCGGGAGAGUUCAUAAACCUGGGGAAAGCAUUCAAGAUAUGACUGCCCCAGGGUUCGAUUCAUUGGCUAGGAAAAUGGGUUCUCAUUCGAAUGUUGAGGAACUCUAUGUGCUGAAUCCCCAAGCUAUCCUACCCUGUUUUGUGGUAAUAAUAAGUAAAGGAUCAUUCGUUUAGAGGAAUCUACACGAAUAUCUGAACCUGCUUUAGAUUGUUAUCCAGAAGCGCCAAUUUUGGUUUGCCAUUACUCUGAAUUUAGGAGAGUUUUUUUUUUUUUUUUGUACAUUAUUUUCAGCUUGUAAUCUGCCAUGAAAUUUUCCUGUGAGUAAGUUGGUCUGGAUAAUGGCUUUGGU
Molecule: messenger RNA, 1409 nt
Organism: Juglans regia (Persian walnut)
Lineage: Eukaryota; Viridiplantae; Streptophyta; Magnoliopsida; Fagales; Juglandaceae
Exons: 2
Coding region: 1-1233 (410 amino acids)
Source: RefSeq, a predicted model, not a curated record